Molecule: messenger RNA, 965 nt
Organism: Malus domestica (apple)
Lineage: Eukaryota; Viridiplantae; Streptophyta; Magnoliopsida; Rosales; Rosaceae
Source: RefSeq, a predicted model, not a curated record
UAAUUUGAUCCGGUUUAAACGCUACUUUUGUUAGGAAAACCCCGGCUUACCAAAUUAUACUAAAAAACCGAGCCAUUCGAGGGAGUCCACAGAGAUCAUUUUAACGUCGAGGGCUAGGAGGUCCACGGAUUGGGAAGACGCAACGAAAACCAGCGGAUACUCGUCGUUCCGUCGUUCCGUCGUUCGAAUCCAAUGUUGCAGUUGCAGAGAACCUCGGAGGAGCUCUUGUAAAGAUAAUAAAAGAGGUUCAUACAAGGCAAAGGCAAAGGCAAAGAGAUGAUAACGCGAUCGAAUCUGGCGGAGCAGUUGCGAGAGUAUCAGAUUCGAUCGAAGCAUGAAUGGGCUUCCGUCUCCUUCUUCUCCUCCACCUCCUUCAAUCAUACUUUAUCAAGGGUGGAUGUUGUGCUCUUUGUAAUAUGGGAACUGGUAAUCCUAGCUUUCCUGGUUUUUUCGGCAGUUUCUUUAUAUUUUAGGCAUAUGCGACUUGCUUUCGUCUUAGUAUGCAUUGCAAUGCUCUUGCUUUUGUGCAUAAAAGUUACAAAGCAAGUGAGAUUGGCUAGGAAAAAGAAACGGAGGAUGCUUCUUCCAUUAUCUAUGUAAUACUAGAUGAGGGGCACGCGCUACCCAACCUUAUUGUUGUGUACAUCUGGAAAAGUCUUGGCCAUUGCAUUUGGUCUGUAUGGCAUGUUGAUCAGGGUGGAAUGUGUAAUCAUUGCGUUCAAAGGUUAGGUAAAAAUUUGAUGUGAUUUCUGUGGAAGAUGCUGAUCAGAGUGGCAAGUUGAUUGAUCAAGAUAGUAAGAUUUCGUUAGUGAGGGGAGGAAAGGUUAGUUAACCAUACGGUUUCUUCUGUUACUACCGAGAAUAUUCUGUUGUCGGCCUAUUACUAAUGAUAUAGUGAUGUUUUCUUUACUUAUGAACAAUACAAUGACAUAAGAAACAAGUCUAUGACAUUUCAGAUGCAUAUA